Lonchura striata (white-rumped munia) is the source of this 1362-nucleotide messenger RNA. Its product is annotated as transcription factor E2F2. Gene Ontology annotation, biological process: regulation of transcription by RNA polymerase II. NCBI's taxonomy places the organism in Eukaryota, Metazoa, Chordata, Aves, Passeriformes, Estrildidae. Gene Ontology annotation, molecular function: DNA-binding transcription factor activity, RNA polymerase II-specific; protein dimerization activity; RNA polymerase II cis-regulatory region sequence-specific DNA binding. The record is from RefSeq and is a predicted model, not a curated record. Gene Ontology annotation, cellular component: RNA polymerase II transcription regulator complex.
AUGCUGCGGCUCCCCAGGGGAGUGUCCCCCGCCCCGGGGAGGGGGGGUACCGCCCUCCCGCCCCCCCCUCCCCACCCUCCCCACCAACGCCCGAAGAAGGUCAUGGCAGUGAUGGUCUCCUGUGAUCCGGGGGCUUCCAGCCUGGGUACCCCCCCGUUAUCCACUGGCUGUUUCGCCCAAGUCAACACGCCAGCGGCUGUCAGCGCCCCCGCUUCACAGGGCAGGUGCCUCUGUGACACCCCCCAAGGCCCCGAGCUCAGGACCCUCUGUUCAGCCUCGGCGGGGCGGCUGCCGGCCAAGAGGAAGCUGGACCUGGAGGGCCCCGAAUUUCGCACGCCCAAGGGGAAGGGCUGGACACUGGGACAGGUCCCCAGCCCCAGGACCCCCAGAUCUCCUGGGGAGAAGACUCGCUACGACACCUCACUCGGGCUGCUCACCAAAAAAUUCAUCCGUUUGCUGAAUGAGUCUCCCGACGGUGUUGUGGAUCUGAACCAGGCUGCUGAGGUGCUGGAGGUCCAGAAACGUCGCAUCUACGACAUCACCAACGUACUGGAGGGCAUCCAGCUCAUCCGCAAGAAAUCCAAGAACCACAUCCAGUGGAUGGGGACGGGGAUCUUUGAGGAUGUAGCAACGGUGGUGAAGCAACAAGUGCUGCGUGGGGAACUGGCCGAACUGGCUAGGACAGAGAGGAUGCUGGACCAGCUCAUGCAGGACUGUGCCCUGCAGAUCCAGCAGCUGGCUGACAAUGAGACCAAUCAGAGGCUGGCAUAUGUCACCUACCAGGACCUUCGUGCCAUCAGCAGCUUCCAGGAGCAGACAGUGAUUGCUGUGAAGGCUCCCCCUGAGACACAGCUGGAGGUGCCAGACUUCAGCCAGGAGAACUUCCAGCUUUACCUGAAGAGCACCAAUGGCCCUAUCGAGGUAUACCUCUGCCCAGAGGAGAUCACGGAGGAAAGCCCCACCAAGGACCACCCUGUUCCCUCUGCUGCCACCUCCCCACAGGACCACUCCAUACCUCUUCGCCUGACGAACAGCACUCCAUCAGCCACACAGCCAGCCCACCCCCUCUCCCAGAGCUGGGGGGGCACAGGAACUCCUCUCUCACCCCUAUCUCUGCCCCUCCCCAUUCAGGGGGGACCCAGCUCACUGCUGGAGAUGGAGCCUGGGCUCCUAGGCUCCCCUGCCCAUCUUCUGCAGCAGACAGAGGACCAGCUGCCCUGCACCCCUUCCCACCUGGACUUGGGACCCUUCAUUACCUUCUCGCCCCCCUUGGAACAGGAUGACUAUCUCUGGGCACUUGAGGGUGAGGGUGUCACAGAUCUCUUUGAGACAUAUGACCUGGGAGACCUGCUGAAGCACUGA